GGCGGUUAGAACAAUAAGAAUUUAUCGUGGUACAAUCUGCAAGAGGGAGUCUAUAUGUGUCCUGGUGCUGAUGCGCACAAAACUCUAGCUCGGUAUGUCACAGGCUACUGGAUAAUAGUUCUGCAGAUCAAGCUUACAACAACAACGAGCGGCGAUCAUCAUCAUCUCGCGUAACAUGAGUAGGAGAAAUUCUAUAGUAAGGAUUAGCUUCAUUAGACUCGCUAAUUUUUUGACAAAAUUUAAUAAAGACCGUAUAUAUGCUAUUGUUUUGAAAAAGCAAGUUGCACAGGACAGGGAUUUGUAUUUGACGGCACAUGGGUCAGGCGUAAAUGCGGGUGUAUUUUUAGUAGUAAAAGUUAGACUAACAAAGAACUUAGGCUAUACCUCAUUGGAAAAUAUCAAGACCAGCACAGCGACAACUGUGCGGGAGGGGAACCGAUCACUUUGGUUUUAUGUGUUGAGUUUUGACUUAGUGAGACAGAGAGGAAGCAUUAACACGUUUUCGGAAAAUGCGCGUCAAAUGGCGCUUAAAUUUGUUGGAUAUGGUAAAGCUUGCAGUAGCAGCAUGUUGGCGCCCGUUGCUGUUGUUGACGACUAUCAAAUAACCCAACCGUUGACUAAGGAAACAGCAGCACGCGGAAAAAGCAAAGUUAAAGUUUCACCACGGCAACGCGUUUUUUUGCUUGGCAACCCUCCAUUCAUUUUUGUAAUUCACCAUUGAGCAUUCCCAGGGGAUAAAAAAGGUUCUGGCGAGGAAGCUCUACAGGUAUAGCACAGCCGCACCCGGAAUCCAGCACUACAAACCCGGAGAACCUGUAAAAGACAGUAGAUUUUGUUUGGAUAUAGUUAUAUAUGCACACACACUCAAGGGGUCCUGUGUUCGAUCCAAGACUUUCUGGCCAGAACCAACAAGAAUGGUAGUCUAUCAAUCAAAAAAG
This is a messenger RNA of Zychaea mexicana, 938 nucleotides long. RefSeq lists its product as uncharacterized. NCBI's taxonomy places the organism in Eukaryota, Fungi, Mucoromycota, Mucoromycetes, Mucorales, Lichtheimiaceae. The record is from RefSeq and is a predicted model, not a curated record. The coding region runs from base 176 to 721 and encodes 181 amino acids. The transcript is spliced from 3 exons.